UCUACUACCGUUUUGCAGGUUGCGAGCCUAUACACUAGUAUACUGUUUUCGGUAUACUGCGCCCCGCAGCGCCCGCGUCAGUGCGACGUUGGGUGUUGUCGAGCGAGGUGGUACUUGGUGGAUUUCAUGGAACGUAAGCGUAAUAACGAGUUUGAGGAGGCGUUCGAGGAAGCUGUUGGUGGCAUCGUUGAGGCUCUUGCCGAUGAGGUGAAAGACUUUGUAGAUCGGCGGCGUAGAGUGUGGGUGAGGGACUGGAUUGGUCGAAGAGAUAACUUUGGAGCAUCAUCUUCUUUGUUUCGCGAACUUUCGGCAGAAGAUCCCAUGGCAUAUAAAAGACACUUGAGAAUGAGUACCGACCAAUUCAAUGAGCUUCUCAGCAUAAUUCAGCCACAAAUAACCAAGAAAGAUACUGCAAUGAGGAAUGCUAUCACUCCCAAAGAAAAACUUGAGGUUACACUGCGCUAUUUAGCUACCGGUGAUAGCUUCCAAUCCCUAGAGUUAUUGUUUCGCAUUUCAGCCACCACAAUUUCAAGAUUUAUUCCCGAAGUUCUGCAAUCAAUCAUAAGUGGAUUACAGCAAUACUUGCAGGUACCUCAAAAUAUGGCCGAAUGGAAGGAAAUACAGAGAAACUUUGAAAUCAAAUGGAAUUUUCCACAUUGCUGUGGUGCAUUGGAUGGCAAGCACGUUGCCAUCAAACGACCUCCUGGAAGUUGUGCAGAAUUUUACAACUACAAAGGAGGAUACAGCAUAAUACUGCUGGCUCUGGCGGAUGCUGAUUGCAAGUUCAUCUAUGUUGAUGUGGGCACAAAUGGACGCGCUAAUGAUGGAAGCGUGUUCACGCUGUCUACUUUGAAAAGUGCUCUUGACAACAACAGCCUGAAUUUGCCUCCUGACUACAUUAUUGUAGCAGACGAUGCAUUUCCCUUGUCAAAUAAUCUAAUGAAGCCCUUCUCAAGAAAAAACUUGUCCCUAGAAGAACGCAUAUUCAACUAUCGCUUAUCAAGAGCAAGAAGAGUUGUUGAAAACGCGUUCGGAAUAUUAGCAGCUCGAUUUCGAAUAUUUCGAAAAGAAAUCGAAGUUGAAGUCUCGACAGUUGACCUAAUCGUGCAAGCUGCAUGCACUAUUCACAACUGGUUGCGCACAGUAUCGCCAGCUACAUACUUCGAAAAAGGAUGGGCCGAUUUCGAAGACACCGAAACAGGAGUGUUGCAUCAAGGACUGUGGCGUACAGCAGCAAUCGAGCUACCAUCCCUAAAAAGUACUCGUGCAGCGAACCCCCACUCCAAAAAAGCAUCAGAAAGAAGGAAUGAACUGGCUGCCUACUUCAACAAUGAAGGAAAAGUUCCUUGGCAAAUGAAGGCAAUCGGAAUGUAACAUGUUCAGAGUAAAAUUAAAUUAAAAAUUCAAUAUCUUGCCAACACUAAUCUACGGAUUUGUAAUAUUUUCAUUCAUCAUAAGCAAUGCAUUAUAAA
This is a messenger RNA of Hyalella azteca, 1472 nucleotides long. RefSeq lists its product as uncharacterized. The transcript has 2 exons. Bases 127 to 1374 code for a protein of 415 amino acids. NCBI's taxonomy places the organism in Eukaryota, Metazoa, Arthropoda, Malacostraca, Amphipoda, Hyalellidae. The record is from RefSeq and is a predicted model, not a curated record.